AUGGAGAUCAACCAUUCGAAAUUAACGAAGGACCCUGUGUUAGGGAACGGCAUCGCCGCUACUAAAGAUCUGGACGCUGGAGAAGUGGUUAUCUGCAUUAAUGAGCCGUUCGUGACCGUGGUGGAAAAGGAUGCUCUCGAGAGAGUUUGCUCAUAUUGCAUGCUCGAGCAUGAAACUUCGUCAUUGAAAAGAUGUACGAGGUGCAAGGUCGUCCGAUAUUGUUCAGCAGAAUGUCAAAAGCUGGAUUGGAAGUUGAUCCACAAGAACGAGUGCUCGCUGCUGACGAAACUGCCCCAUACACCGCCUACUUCCUUCAGAGCCCUGUAUCAGCUGCUGCUUCGUUAUCCAGAAUUUGGCACUGAAUUGGAUCCGCGGUCUGCGAAUUUGGAGCACCAUGUCCAUGAUUUUAAGAAAGAUGAGAAAAGAUGGGGUGAGACAAUGCUCCAGGCGAAAGCUGUCACGGAAUAUUCGAAGAGCCCGUCCACCAAAACUGAGAAGGUGGCGACCCUUCUCUGCAUCAUGCGUAUUAAUGGGUUCCGAGCCGCUCUUCCAGACGACACACCCAUUGGACUUUGCUACGAGCCAACCCUAGCUCUUGCCAAUCAUUCUUGCAUGCCGAAUGGAUUCAUCAUGUUUGAUGGCCGUUGCGUAUCAAUCAUAGCCUUGAAUCCAAUCAAGAAGGAUGAUAAUAUAUUCAUUACCUAUGUGGACCCUACGCAGAGCCGAGACACUCGGAGAGCAGAGCUGCGAAAUCGGUAUUUCUUCGACUGUAAUUGCGAGAAAUGUAUGGAUGACGAAAACCCAUAUGAGAUAUUCCGCAAGACUAGAGUAGUAUCCUCGCCAGAACUAGACGAUUUUGUCGACCACAAAGUCCUUGGAACCAAUGCCGGUUCCCGAAUUGCAACUAUCCAAAGAUUAGGGCAGGAGUCGCAAUCACUCAGCCUAGUGAUAACCAAAGUUUAUGGCGUUUUACAGCAAAGCAGAUCUGCAGCUUCACAGACCGAGCGCCUUAGCCUCCUGAAGCAAGCAUUAUCAGACCUAUCAGUCUUGAAAGCAAACCAACUGUUUGCUCUACCGCCAUACCCUAUAAUCAUGGACGAACUAUAUAUCGCUUAUGUCGAUAACGGCCAUCUACAAUCAGCGCUCCUCCUCCUCCUCUUCAUUUCCCUUAACUGUGAUCCAUACAGCUGGCCACAGCCGCACCAUCCAUUCCGUGUCACUCACCUCUUUACGAUUUCCCGACUCCUCAAAUACGCCGCUUCUCUCGAGCCUGCCACGCUUGCACAAAACCUGAGUUGCGUACCCAAGGGAAUUUUGGAGGGCAUUGACUUCAUAGAUGCCACCCAUGCUGUUCUGAUUCUUGUGAAUGAGUUUGCACCUAAAAGCCAUGGGAGGGAUACAACGUUUGCGAGGCAGGUCCAAGAAGAGAUAAGAGAGGUAGAGGAAGUGCAAAGAUUGAGGGGUAGGACCGGUGAGAUUUUAAGACGUUGGCAAAGUGGUCGAGAUUCGGGGAAGGAAGGCAUACUCAUUGCAAAGAGGAUUUUUGAUGGGCUGAAAACCUUGGCGGGGUUUGCGUUUACAGUCAUUGAGAUACAGACGCUCUAA
This is a messenger RNA of Venustampulla echinocandica, 1605 nucleotides long. Its product is annotated as SET protein. Gene Ontology annotation, molecular function: protein binding. The record is from RefSeq and is a predicted model, not a curated record. Bases 1 to 1605 code for a protein of 534 amino acids. Gene Ontology annotation, cellular component: nucleus. The transcript has 2 exons. NCBI's taxonomy places the organism in Eukaryota, Fungi, Ascomycota, Leotiomycetes, Helotiales, Pleuroascaceae.